Messenger RNA from Phanerochaete carnosa HHB-10118-sp, 1629 nucleotides. RefSeq lists its product as uncharacterized. NCBI's taxonomy places the organism in Eukaryota, Fungi, Basidiomycota, Agaricomycetes, Polyporales, Phanerochaetaceae. The transcript is spliced from 8 exons. Bases 1 to 1629 code for a protein of 542 amino acids. The record is from RefSeq and is a predicted model, not a curated record.
AUGAACGCUUCCCCCGGCUAUCCACCUCCGCACGACCCAAGCGCCUCUGUUUCGAGCUCUCCAACAUACUAUCACAAGGCGAACAACUAUAGUACGGCAGAUGUCAACAUCCGCCGAAUAUCACGCACACCUAGCCCUACUCCCAGUGAGAUGGCGGAGCUCAGCAAAAAGCACCUGUUCGACUUGGAAGCUAUGAAGUCUCGGAAGUACUGGAUCCGGAGAGAAUGGCUAUGGUACUACGUUAUUGGUGGCAUUGUUCUUAUCAUCAGCAUACUGUUCACCGUCUACCACGAACAAAUCGUGAACUGGCUCCAGCCCGCCGCGAAUUGGAUGAAAAAUUUACCAGCAGGCUGGCUAAUACCUAUAGCCAUUUUCUUCGUCAUCUCGUUCCCCCCACUGUUUGGGCACGAAAUCCUCGCAAUUCUGUGUGGAGUUGUCUGGGGUCUGUGGCCAGGGUUUGCCAUCACUGCGGCGGGCACUUUCGUCGGUGAAAUUGGCAACUUCUACGCGUUCAGGUACUGCUGCUCCGCACGAGGCAAGAAGUAUGAGCAGACGCAGAUUUCGUAUGCCUGCCUUGCCCGAAUUGUCCGCGAUGGUGGCUUCAAGAUCGCAGUCAUUGCCCGAUUUAGCGCCAUUCCGGGGCACUUCACGACUGCGGUCUUCUCAUCAUGCGGCAUGAGCAUCUGGACGUUCAUGUUAGCUGCCUUCCUUACGUUGCCCAAGCAAUUCAUCACGGUAUACUUGGGUGUUGCCCUUGAAGACUCUGAGGACGGGCAAUCUAGCACCAAAGACAAUAUCAUUAAAUAUGUUGUGAUUGCCUUUACUACCAUUGUGACUUUUGUCGCAAUGUGGUACAUCUAUAAGCUGAUGGCCAAGGUCAAGCCGGAAGUAAUCUACGAGAGGCGCAAAGCGAGGCAAGCGAAGCUCGAAGCAAGCGGCGGCGACCUUCCGUACGGCAACGCUGCUGUGCUACAGUCCACGGUUUCCCUCGAUCCUCGUAAGUCUGACUCGGAACUCCCACUUACGGCAAACUUUGCCAAGGACUCGACGUAUCAACAAUGGGACAGCAGCGGUCGCGCCGUUGGUUAUGCUCCAGACCCGACACUGCAUGCGCCUCAGCCACGAAAGCCCCUCGGCCAGGUAGCUAGCGCCAAAUCGUCUCAGUCGUCAUCGCCUGCGCCAUACAUGAGCGAACGCAACGAUGGCCAACGUUCGACGCCGCUCAGGCAGAAUACGAACAGUUCGACAGCUUCAUGGGACGCCGCCGGCCAAGUUGGCGGGCCUAACGCGUAUCCUAUGUCUCGUCAGUCGCCUUACCAGGAUCCGUAUGCUGCGGCGACGCAGUCUGCGCGUUUCCCUCCGCCACCGGGACCUCCACCGCAGUUCGUGCCUCAGAGCGCACCGCCGAUGCGAUCUCUAGGCAGUUCUCCUGUCAUGCCGACGGCGAGCGGCAACUACCUGCCGCCAGAACAGACGCCGACGCAGGCUCGAUUUGGGGAGACGGGUGCCCCGGCGGGGCCUGGCGCGCGGGAGGCGACGCUGAUGAAUCCCUAUGCGGCGGGAGGCCCGGCGCCGCAGUCUGCACAACAACAGCAAGCGUUGCGCUACGGAGAGCCCAGUGUUCGAUAG